This is a messenger RNA of Culex pipiens pallens (northern house mosquito), 1487 nucleotides long. It is a transcript of the gene ND-39, whose product is annotated as NADH dehydrogenase [ubiquinone] 1 alpha subcomplex subunit 9, mitochondrial. Gene Ontology annotation, molecular function: protein-containing complex binding. Gene Ontology annotation, cellular component: mitochondrion. The coding region runs from base 165 to 1370 and encodes 401 amino acids. NCBI's taxonomy places the organism in Eukaryota, Metazoa, Arthropoda, Insecta, Diptera, Culicidae. The transcript has 3 exons. The record is from RefSeq and is a predicted model, not a curated record.
CAGACGCAACUCGACCGCGAUCUGCCACCGCUGCUGCUGAAGGCAAGUCCGAUUUUUCCCAUCUUUUCUGUGGGGAACUCGCCGAAGAAAUUAAACGAAAUUUAAGCCGCUUUUUCCGUCACCUGUGCCGAGUUUGUGCCAUCGGAGGGCCACACUAGCUCGCAAUGGCUUCGCUGAUCCUGCUGAACGGCGCCCAGCUGGCCAAGCAACAAUCCGGAGCGCUUGGAAUCGUGUGUCUGCGGGCCAACUACAGUACCGAUGGGCCGCGCAAGCUGAAGACGACGAACCUGGCCUCGCUGAAGCGUGGUACGGGUGGUAGAUCCAGUUUCAACGGGGUUGUUGCGACUGUUUUCGGUGCGACCGGAUUCCUCGGGCGGUACGUUUGCAACAAGCUGGGCAAGAUCGGAUCGCAGGUGAUUAUUCCGUACCGUGCGGACCAUUACGAGGCGAUGCGUUUGAAGCUGUGCGGUGACCUGGGACAGGUGCUGUUCCAUCCGUACCAUUUGUGCGACGAGGAAUCGAUCUACAAGGCGGUCAAGUACUCGAACGUGGUCAUCAACCUGGUGGGACGUGACUGGGAGACCAAGAACUUUGCCUUCCAGGAUGUGCAUGUGGAGGGAGCGCGGCGUUUGGCGCGCAUUGCCAAGCAGGCCGGCGUGGAGAAGUUUAUCCACAUUUCGUCGUUGAACGCGACUCCCCACCCGGAACCGAUUCUGACCAAGGAGGGAAGCAAGUUCUUGAAGAGCAAGUACGCCGGUGAGAAGGCCGUUCGCGAGGAGUUCCCCGAUGCGAUCGUGUUCCGCCCGUCGGACAUCUACGGUCAGGAGGAUCGCUUCCUGCGGUAUUAUGCGCACAUCUGGCGCCGGCAGUUCCGUGGAAUGCCGCUGUGGUACUCCGGAGAGCGCACCAUCAAGCAGCCCGUGUACUGCGGAGAUGUCGCUCAGGGCAUCGUGAACGCCAUCAAGGAUUCGGACAGCCAGGGCCAGACGUACCAGGCGGUGGGUCCCCGUCGGUACAAGCUGUCGGAGCUGGUCGAUUGGUUCCACCGGGAGAUGCGCAAGGACAAGGAGUGGUGGGGCUACCAGCGGUACGAUCUGCGCUACGAUCCGACGUUCAUGAUUAAGGUCAAGCUGACGGAGUUUAUCUGCCCGUCGUUCCCGGUGGGAGAUUUGCACACGGAGCGCGUCGAGCGGGAGUACGUCACGGACGACGUGAAGAAGGGAGUGCCGACGCUGGAGGAUUUGGGCGUGAACCUGACGAUGAUGGAGGAUCAGGUCCCGUGGGAGCUGAGACCGUACCGGGCCGCCCUGUACUACGACGCCGAGCUGGGCGAGUUUGAGAAGCCGGCGCCGCCCCAGUUUCUGCACUAAAGUAGCGAGCGAGAGGUAUGUAAUUCGAACCCAACAUUUUUUUUCUCGUAAAUCCAGCAAAUCUUCGUGUGUCCAUCAGAACCGGUUGCAGAAUAAACACACACUAAUUGAAAGUUA